AGCACCAGCUCACCGCCGCUGGUUUUGCAACGACCAGCCGGGCCAGGCGGGCGGGCCCAGCCCGAGCCCCCGGCGCGCGAGGCCACCACAGGCGAGGCGAGCAGCAAAAACAGCCAGCCAGCCAGCCACCCCCGCCCGCCUCCCUUUCCGUCCGUCCCCAACCGUCCCCCUCUCGCUCGCAUCACAACAAACGCGCUCUCGCCCAGCUUCCGGAACUCUCCCCCCGUCCCCGUCGCCACCGGCAUGGCCUCCGCCGUCUCCGUCGCCACCGGCAUGGCCUCCGCCGUCUCCGUCGCCACCGGCAUGGCCUCCGCCGUCUCCGUCUCCCUCGCCGCCUCCUCCUCGCCCCUCGCCGCCACCUCGCGCGCGGGGGCGGGGGCGCCGCGGCCCCACCACGCGCUCCCGCCCGCCCGCGGCCCGCGGUCCCAGGCCCAGGCCCUCCGCGCGGUCUCCGGCCCCGCCGUGAGCCGCCGGUGGGGCGUCGGGCGCGGCGCGACGGUCGUCUGCGCCGUCCAGGGCCAGGACACCACCAUCCAAGUUCCUGAUGUCACAAAGACAACAUGGCAAUCACUUGUUAUAGAGAGCGAGAUUCCAGUUCUUGUUGGAUUCUGGGCUUCAUGGUGUGGACCUUGCAAAAUGAUUGAUCCAGCUAUUGGUAAGCUGUCAAAGGAGUAUGAAGGGAAGCUGAAAUGCUACAAGCUCAACACCGAUGAGAAUCCAGACAUAGCAAGCCAGUAUGGCGUCCGGAGCAUCCCAACCAUGAUGAUCUUCAAGAAUGGCGAGAAGAAGGACGCGGUGAUCGGAGCAGUGCCUGAAAGCACACUGAUCACAUGCAUCGAGAAGUUUACCGAGAGGUAAAACGCUGAACGGGCCUCCUCGACGGUUCCUCGGCAUUCCAUGUCCAUUGUUCAGUCAGACCAUCGAAAACUCGACGUCAUCUGCGCAAUCUUUCUAUACGUGCGUUCACUUGUGUAGAUAGUAUUGGAAAGUUGCUCUCUGUACCAUCAAUAAAUAGAAUCACAGAAGUGUUAAUGAUAAAAAUCCCAAGGAAGCCUGGUUUCAUUUUGCCAUUCUUUUGGGCUGUAGAUAUGUAGUAUGACGGGACUGUUAAGAGUCAUGUUCUGUAUUAUCAUGUCACAUAUUCCGUCAGUUGAUGUGAUCGUUUCCCUUAUGAACUGAUGAAUCUGUGAUACUGUUUCUAGA
This is a messenger RNA of Triticum dicoccoides, 1203 nucleotides long. RefSeq names its product thioredoxin M2, chloroplastic. The record is from RefSeq and is a predicted model, not a curated record. Gene Ontology annotation, cellular component: cytoplasm. Bases 244 to 858 code for a protein of 204 amino acids. NCBI's taxonomy places the organism in Eukaryota, Viridiplantae, Streptophyta, Magnoliopsida, Poales, Poaceae. The transcript has 2 exons. Gene Ontology annotation, molecular function: protein-disulfide reductase activity.